Molecule: messenger RNA, 1335 nt
Organism: Vicia faba (fava bean)
Lineage: Eukaryota; Viridiplantae; Streptophyta; Magnoliopsida; Fabales; Fabaceae
Source: the annotation of a GenBank genome assembly
AUGUGGCGAUCACGGGUAUCAUUGAGGAACCUGAAUCCGAAAAGCGGAGCGGUUGUUGCUCGGCGGAGAUGGAUGAGUACGGUGAUGAGUUUCGGAGAUGGAAGCCAUGGAGCUUUAGGAUUGUCAGUAACCAGUGUUGGUAUGGGAGUAGACGCAUACGAACCUACCCCAAUUCCUUCUUUACCUUCUGGUAUUCUUAGCGUCCAUGCUGGUCACUACCACUCUCUUGCAAUCACUUUUGAACACCAUCUUUGGGCUUGGGGAAGAAACAACGAAGCACAACUCGGUCGUGGAUUUUCCGCAAGGGAAACAUGGAAUGAGCCUAAGAGAGUAGAGGGACUAGAGAAUGUGAAGGUGUGUAAUGCUUUUGCAUCUGGAGUUGUUUCUUCUGCGGUUGGAGAAGAUGGUUCUGUUUGGGUGUGGGGGAAAUCCAAACGUGGACAGCUUGGCCUUGGGAAAGAUAUAAUUGAAGCUGUUGUGCCUUCCAGAGUUGAAGCACUUUCUGGAGAAAACAUAAAAAAGGUCUCAUUUGGUUGGGGGCAUGCUCUUGCAUUAACUGUGGAUGGAAAGUUGUUUGGGUGGGGCUAUUAUGCGGAUGGAAGGAUAGGGAAUAUGGGGAAUGGUCACUUGGAGUCGUCUCCAUUAGAUUCCUCUGCAACCGCGUUUUCAGACAAAACACAAAUCACGAAUUCAGACAUAGAAGUUGCUGAAAAGAAAGUCUUGCAAGGAAUGGAGGAGGAGAAUAACAUGCCAAUAAUAUGGGAACCUCACUUGGUGGAAGAGUUGCGUAAUGUUCAAGUUGUCGAUAUUGCAUGUGGCCUUGAUCACUCUUUAGUUCUUUGCCGUGAUGGUGCUCUCUUGAGUUGUGGGAGUAACGUGUAUGGCCAAUUGGGGAGAGCUGCAAAAGAUUUGGGAUUCUUUCCUGUUGAGAUAAAUCUUACUCCCAUUUCUAUAGCAGCAGGGUUUGGUCAUUCUUUGGCAAUAUGCCAGCUCGAUGAAUCAGAUGGUAGUGACACUGUGGGGACAACAAACAUUGCUUCAUGGGGUUGGAACCAGAGUUCUCAGCUUGGAAGGCCAGGGCCUGCCAACCUUCCUGCCUUGACUCAUGCGUUGGCUGGAGAGAAUCCUGUGUCGGUUUCAGCAGGGCGUGCACAUACAGUUGCUCUCACGUCUAAAGGAGAAAUGUGGGUCUGGGGCUCUGGUAAAAAUGGUAGACUCGGACUGUCGAGUUCUGUUGAUGAAGUUGAGCCGUUUUACCUUGAUUCCUUAGAAGGUUUUCAAAUUUUGCAGGCCGUGUCUGGGUUUGAUCAUAAUCUGGUUCUUGUUGCUGGUUGA